AUGGAAUCUGGGAGAAGGGGAUGGAAUCUAGGAGAAGGGGAUGGAAUCUGGGAGAAGGGGAUGGAAUCUGGAAGAAGGGGAUGGAAUCUGGGAGAAGGGGAUGAAUGUGGAGAAGGGGAUGGAAUCGGGGAGAAGGUGAUGGAAUCUGGGAGAAGGGAUGGAAUCUGGGAGAAGGGGAUGGAUUCUGGGAGAAGGGGAUGGAAUCAGGGAGAAGGGGAUGGAAUCAGGAAGAAGGGGAUAGAAUCUGGGAGAAGGGGAUGGAAUCUGGGAGAAGGGGAUGGAAUCUGGGAGAAGGGGUGGAAUCUGGUAGAAGGGGAUGAAAUCUGGGAGAAGGGGAUGAAUCUGGAGAAGGGGAUGGAAUCGGGGAGAAGGGGAUGGAAUCUGAGAGAAGGUGAUGGAAUCUGGGAGAAGGGGAUGGAAUCAUUGAGAAGGGGUGGAAUCUGGGAGAAGGGGAUAGAAUCUGGCAGAAGAGGAUGGAAUCUGGGAGAAGGGAUGGAAUCGGGGAGAAGGGGAUGGAAUCUGGGAGAAGGGGAUGGAAUCUGGGAGAAGGGGAUGGAAUCUGGGAGAAGGGGAUGGAAUCUGGGAGAAGGGGAUGGAAUAUGGGAGAAGGGGAUGGAAUCUGGGAGAAGGGGAUGGAAUCGGGGAGAAGGGGAUGGAAUGAGGGAGAAGGGGAUGGAAUCUGGGAGAAGGGGAUGGAAUCUGGGAGAAGGGGGUGGAAUCUGGGAGAAGGGGAUGGAAUCUGGGAGAAGGGGAUGGAAUCUGGGAGAAGGGGAUGGAAUCUGGGAGAAGGGGAUGGAAUCUGGGAGAAGUAGAUGGAAUCUAGCAGAAGAGGAUGGAAUCGGGAGAAGGGGAUGGAAUCUGGGAGAAGGGGAUGGAACCUGGAGAAGGGGGUGGAAUCUGGGAGAAGGGGAUGGAAUCUGGGAGAAGGGGAUGGAAUCUGGGAGAAGGGGAUGGAGCCUCGGAGAAGGGGAUGGAAUCUGCGAGAAGAGGAUGGAAUAUGGGAGAAGGGGAUGGGAUCUGAAAGAAGGGAUGGAACCUGGGAGAAGGAUUCCAUCCCCUUCUCCCUCAUUCCAUCCCCUUCUCGCCGAUUCCAUCCCCUUCUCCCAGAUUCCAUCCCCUUCUCCCAUAUUCCAUCCCCUUCUCCCUGAUUCCAUCCCUUCUCCAGAUUCCAUCCCCUUCUCCCAGAUUCCAUCCCCUUCUCCCAGAUUCCAUCCCCUUCUCCCAGAUUCCAUCCCUUCUUCCAGAUUCCAUACCCUUCCCCUAGAUUCCAUCCCCUUCUCCCAGAUUCCAUCCCCUUCUCCCUCAUUCCAUCCCCUUCUCCCAUAUUCCAUCCCUUCUCCCACAUUCCAUACCCUUCUCCCAGGUUCCAUCCCCUUCUUUCAGAUCCCAUCCCUUCUCCAUAUUCCAUCCUCUUCUCGCAGAUUCCAUCCCCUUCUCCGAGGCUCCAUCCCCUUCUCCCAGAUUCCAUCCCCUUCUCCCAGAUUCCAUCCCCUUCUCCCAGAUUCCACCCCCUUCUCCCAGAUUCCAUCCCCUUCUCCCAGAUUCCACCCCCUUCUCCCAGAUUCCAUCCCCUUCUCCCAGAUUCCAUCCCCUUCUCCCUCAUUCCAUCCCCUUCUCCCCGAUUCCAUCCCCUUCUCCCAGAUUCCAUCCCCUUCUCCAUAUUCCAUCCCUUCUCCCAGAUUCCAUCCCCUUCUCCCAGAUUCCAUCCCCUUCUCCCAGAUUCCAUCCCUUCUCCCAGAUUCCAUCCCCUUCUCCCCGAUUCCAUCCCUUCUCCCAGAUUCCAUCCUCUUCUGCCAGAUUCUAUCCCCUUCUCCCAGAUUCCACCCCCUUCUCAAUGAUUCCAUCCCCUUCUCCCAGAUUCCAUCACCUUCUCUCAGAUUCCAUCCCCUUCUCCCCGAUUCCAUCCCCUUCUCCCAGAUUCCAUCCCCUUCUCCCAGAUUUCAUCCCCUUCUACCAGAUUCCACCCCCUUCUCCCAGAUUCCAUCCCCUUCUCCCAGAUUCCAUCCCCUUCUCCCAGAUUCUAUCCCCUUCUUCCUGAUUCCAUCCCCUUCUCCUGAUUCCAUCCCCUUCUCCCAGAAUCCAUCCCCUUCUCCCAGAUUCCAUCCCCUUCUCCCAGAUUCCAUCACCUUCUCCCCGAUUCCAUCCCCUUCUCCCACAUUCCAUCCCCUUCUCCCAGAUUCCAUCCCCUUCUUCCAGAUUCCAUCCCCUUCUCCCAGAUUCCAUCCCCUUCUCCUAGAUUCCAUCCCCUUCUCCCAGAUUCCAUCCCCUUCUCCCAG
Molecule: messenger RNA, 2276 nt
Organism: Closterium sp. NIES-65
Lineage: Eukaryota; Viridiplantae; Streptophyta; Zygnematophyceae; Desmidiales; Closteriaceae
Source: the annotation of a GenBank genome assembly